AUGCCCGCGAGCGACUAUGACGUCCGCGCUCUUGCGCUCCCAUUAGACGACGAGGAAACAGGCCAGACGCCGAUAUGGAGUCGACGUUCGCAAUCAUCUACCUUCCGGCGCAAUCCCUCGCACCAGAGCCAACAGAGCACAUGGCGGCAGCGCGCCAUGGACAAGUACGAUACACUCUCGCGACGAGUCCUGGACCAAUACAAUAAACUUUCUCCCUUGCAGAAAAUACUCUUCUUCGUUGGGAAUUUGGUGUUGGCAGUAGGCGGCAUACUGUUCUUGGUUUACAAUGAGCGCAUAUUCGGGGCCUUGCUGCCCGUAGCGAAGAAGUGGAGAGACGUCACAGCCGGAUGGCUGAUACUCUGGGUCUUGAUCUUUGUUGUAUCAUUCCCGCCCUUGAUUGGGUAUUCGAGUUUACUCACCAUCGCCGGUUUCGUCUAUGGCUUUCCUAAUGGUUGGUUCAUAGCCGCAACAGCGACAGUCGCCGGCAGCACAGCGUCCUUCCUCCUUUCGCGUACCCUCCUCAAGAACAUGGUCCACCGUCUAAUAGCGAAUGACACGCGCUUCGCCGCCCUCUCCCUGACCCUCAAGCACGAUGGUCUAAAACUCCUCAUCAUGUACCGACUGUGUCCACUACCAUACUCCAUUUCCAAUGGCGCUGUCGCAACCUUCCCAACCGUACACUGGGCGUCAUACGCUCUAGCUACUGCUAUCGUAUCACCAAAGCUUAUGCUACAUAUUUUCAUCGGCAGCCAGCUCGAGAAGAUUGCUGAAAGCGGAGGUAAAAUGGACCCUAGUACAAAAGCUCUAUCCUACGUUUCCAUAUUCAUUGGCCUCAUUGCGGGUGUUACCACAGGCUGGCUCGUAUACCGCAAGACCAAGGCCCGGGCUGCACAGCUUGAAGCCGAAGAGCGUGCGGGUAUUCGUCGUAUGAGUAUCGAAGAUUUGGAGAAUGAAUACGCGGAUGACCCGGGAGCGCUGGAAGCUGCCGAACGGUUACGUGAAGAAGAUGAUGAUAUCAGUCUUCGGACAACCUGGGACGAUGAGUACAGAGAUGAGCCUCCGGAGACGGGUGAUGCCGUGGACAUUGGCGAUGACCCGUUCAAGGAUGGCGAUGCCAGUGACAGCGAGGAGCGAGGACGAGGAAGGCAGAAAUAG
Messenger RNA from Alternaria postmessia, 1155 nucleotides. RefSeq lists its product as uncharacterized. Gene Ontology annotation, biological process: mitotic spindle elongation; vesicle-mediated transport. Lineage: Eukaryota; Fungi; Ascomycota; Dothideomycetes; Pleosporales; Pleosporaceae. The transcript has 2 exons. Gene Ontology annotation, cellular component: Golgi membrane. The coding region runs from base 1 to 1155 and encodes 384 amino acids. The record is from RefSeq and is a predicted model, not a curated record.